CCACGGAACGUUGCGGUGAGAUGCAUGAUAGAAGACGAUGUCAUGGCUUACCAGGCAGAUCCUUCACUGCUAGAAAACCCUAUUAGGGUUUGUCAUGUUCGCGCACUGCUGGGACAUUUAUUACCAUUUCCCCGUGAUGCAGUUGCGAAUGCGCCAAGCUGCCGUUUCAAGGUGGCCCUGCCUCGAGACAAGCCAUGUUGUUGUCGUAGAUUUAUGAGAAUCAGCUGGCAAUGGCUAAAGGCCGAAAUCAGCAUACACUUGUGUUCCGGAAUUCUUUGGGUCCACUUUGUGUUCUCCAAGGAACGCGAGUUCCUUAAGGAACCGGAUAGAUCC
This is a messenger RNA of Serpula lacrymans var. lacrymans S7.9, 333 nucleotides long. RefSeq lists its product as uncharacterized. The record is from RefSeq and is a predicted model, not a curated record. NCBI's taxonomy places the organism in Eukaryota, Fungi, Basidiomycota, Agaricomycetes, Boletales, Serpulaceae. The annotation marks the transcript as partial. The transcript has a single exon.